GAAUAUUUUUAGUUUCAAAAAGGAGGGGUGAUCAACGUUUGGUUGCUGGAAGUGCCCGGUUGCUUGCGUCAGUACUCGAUGUGGGGGAAGCUAGUUGAGAGACGGAAAAAAAUAAAAAGGAAAGCACCUCCUAUCUUUGGUAUCAAGGGGUUUAAAUCAGAAAAAAGAGUGAGAGAGAGGGGAGAGAGAAAGAAAGAGAAACUGCAGUGAAGAGAGGACUACAUCAACACAACACCAAUACUGUACAAUGCUUUAGGUGGAUUCCUGCUCUUUAAAUUGAUCUUUUUGCCUAUAUAAAUCCUAAAUACAAGACAAGGAAAAGUAUUGUUAAAGCUCAGGUCUUAAUAAACGGAAGAAGGGAGAGAGCUGUAAACCCCCAGAAUCCGCAAUGCCAGAGCAGAGCAAUGACUACCGUGUGGUGGUGUUUGGGGCGGGUGGGGUAGGCAAGAGCUCGCUGGUCCUACGCUUCGUGAAGGGCACGUUCCGGGACACCUACAUCCCCACGGUGGAGGACACGUACCGGCAGGUGAUCAGCUGUGACAAGAGCGUCUGCACACUCCAGAUCACCGACACCACAGGCAGCCACCAGUUCCCAGCCAUGCAGCGCCUGUCCAUCUCCAAAGGCCACGCCUUCAUCCUGGUCUACUCCAUCACCAGCCGCCAGUCCCUGGAGGAGCUCAAGCCCAUCUACCAGCAGGUGCUGGCCAUAAAGGGCACCGUGGAGAACAUCCCCGUCAUGCUGGUGGGCAACAAGAGUGACGAGUCUCAGCGGGAGGUGGAAACCAAGGAGGGGGAAGCCCAGGCGGCGGCCUGGAAGUGCGCCUUCAUGGAGACCUCCGCCAAGAUGAACUACAACGUCAAGGAGCUCUUCCAGGAGCUGCUCAACCUGGAGAAGAAGAGGAACAUGAGCCUGAACAUCGACGGCAAGCGCUCCAGCAAGCAGAAACGCGCCGACAAGCUCAAGGGCAAGUGUAGCAUCAUGUAGGCCGGCCGCCAGGGGGACAGCGGGGGAGAGUGGAGGGGGCUGGGUUAGCGCUGGAGAGGCUAACCGGGA
Messenger RNA from Anguilla rostrata (American eel), 1054 nucleotides. RefSeq names its product GTP-binding protein Di-Ras1. Gene Ontology annotation, biological process: signal transduction. NCBI's taxonomy places the organism in Eukaryota, Metazoa, Chordata, Actinopteri, Anguilliformes, Anguillidae. Bases 389 to 985 code for a protein of 198 amino acids. Gene Ontology annotation, molecular function: GTPase activity; GTP binding; GDP binding. The record is from RefSeq and is a predicted model, not a curated record. The transcript has 2 exons. Gene Ontology annotation, cellular component: plasma membrane.